CGUGGCCAAGCACAGCAUCGAAAACUUAAAAUCGAAUCGUUUCAAUUUAAACGAAUGAAUCGAAUAAAACGAAUUAAUCGAUUUUCUGUAUUCGAUUCCCUCAUCACUAAAUUUAAAAUUCAAAUAGUAAACGUAAACAAACAAACAUGGGUAUCAAACAUUUGUGGACUUUAUUAACACCUUUUUGUGAAAGAAAACCUUUGUACGAACUUCAGGGUAAAACAGUAGCCGUUGAUUUAUCAUGUUGGAUUUGUGAAGCUCAAAAUAUUGCAGAUUAUCAAGUCCAACCACGAAUGUAUUUGAGGAAUUUAUAUUUCCGAACUUGUUAUCUCUUGUUAAUGGAUGUUAAUCCAGUAUUUGUUUUGGAGGGUAAGGCUCCCGAGUUAAAAUAUGAUACAAUAACUGCUAGAAAUGCAAUUCAGUUCAAAGGUGCUAAACCUAAGACUGAUGGAGUUAAAACUGGCAAAGAUAGAUCUAGAUUUCAUUUUGUACUUAAAAGAUGUGAGGAAAUGUUAUCCUAUAUGGGCCUGGUCUGUGUAACUGGUUGUGGAGAAGCUGAAAGUUUAUGUGCUUAUCUGAAUGAUGAAGGGCUUGUUGAUGGGUGUAUUUCUCAGGAUUCGGAUUGUUUUGCAUAUGGGGCAAAAGUAGUGUAUCGAAAUUUUUCUAUUGCAUCUCAAGGAGCUCAUGCAGCUAGUGGAGGUGCUGUUGAUAUUUAUGAUGUAACUAGAGCUUUUGAGAGUAUGAAUUUCGGUAGAAAUAAAAUAAUAGCAAUGGCAUUAUUAUGUGGUAGUGACUACACUGAAGGGGUGCAAGGUAUUGGAAAAGAAUCAGUACUCAAAUUAUUUGAUAAAAUAUCAGAUGAAGAAAUUUUGGAAAGACUGCGAUCUUGGAGAAAUGAUAUUGAACUGUACAAAAAAUUUGAAAAUUUGGUAUCUGAUAAAAAUAUUUGCACAUCUUGUGGUCAUAAUGGAAAGUUACAGUCUCACAAUAAGAAAGGUUGCACUUUCUGUGGCACAACAACUGGUUGCGAUCCCUUUAAGUUCAGAGAAGAAAGAAUGAACAUCAAAAACGAACUGAAUAUAAGAAAGAAAGCAUUAGAAGAUCCCAAUUUUCCAGAUGAACGUUUGAUAAAUGAAUUUCUAGUAAAAAAAGAUAACAUGUCUAGCCUUAAUUUAAAAUGGAAACAGCCUAAUCUGGUUAGUUUUGUGAAUUUCACUACAAAAUUUUUACAAUGGGAUGAAAUAUAUGGAUUUGAGAAAAUUCUACCCAUCUUGACGAGGUGGCAAUGUUUACACCCGGAUUUAAUCAAAGAGAAAAACCAUAAAGGAAUUUUAUAUCCGAAAUGCAUUAAGAAAAUUAGAAAUCCAAAAGGUAUUCCAAGUUAUGAAAUUAUUUGGACAGAUGAAGCAGGUUAUUUCAAAGGGCUGAUACCAGAUCAAAUGAUACAAGAGAAUAAUGUAGACAUAGAAAAACUUUGGUCAACUAUCGAACCCCAGGUUUUAGUAGAUAAAGCCUACCCAAAGUUAGUUGAAGAGUUCAAUGAUAGAAAAACAAAAUCAAAGAAAAAUACUAAGAGAAAAAAGAAAGAAAGUAAUGUUGAUGAAAUUGGAGAGUUGAUGAAGAAUACUUCCUUAUCCGAUUUAAUUCCUCCAAAAAUAAGAAAAACUUCAAAUAACAAAAAAGUGCGAAAUGAAGUUGAGAAGAAGGAAAAUGCUGUAAGGGAUAUGGUAGUACAUUUCGCACAGAAAAAAAAUGGACCAUUAGAUAAUUUCCUGAAAACAGCAGUUUUGAACAGUCACAAACAGAAAGAUCAAGAAAAGACCGAGUUUGUUAGUGAUGAAAAUCAGUGUUUUACAUCUACUCCAAAGAAAUGCAAGGAAGAUAUUAAUUUGUCACGUUUUUCAGAUGAAGAUAAUGAUAUUGAUCUUUCUGAUAUAGUCGAAAGUAUUAUUUCACGAAAACCGGAUUACAUUAUUGAAAAUUUAAAUAAAUUUAAACUACAACUUGAUGUUGAUAAUUUCAACAAUGAUAAUUGCAAUUCUUCAAGUUUUUUCAUAACAAAUCCUGUGGAAAAUGACAUGUUUGAAAAAACUUUUAAUGAAGCAGAUGAUAGCGGAGAAAGUACAGAUGAAUAUUGUUACGAUGAAAAUGAGUAUUUGGAAAAUCAUAAAGUAACCACAUUAUCAUACGUUAAUGAAAAUAUAAUUCCACAAUCUGUAGAUGAAAAAAAACUACAUCAAUCACAAAUGAGUGAAAAUGAGGACACUUGUGAUAGUUUCUGUGAUACAUAUAUUCCUCUUUUGGAAAGGUUGAAAAACAAAAACAAGUGAAACAUUUUUCAACAAUAUAUUAUUAAAUUAG
This is a messenger RNA of Leptinotarsa decemlineata (Colorado potato beetle), 2361 nucleotides long. RefSeq names its product XPG-like endonuclease (gene Gen). The record is from RefSeq and is a predicted model, not a curated record. Gene Ontology annotation, molecular function: 5'-flap endonuclease activity; four-way junction DNA binding. Lineage: Eukaryota; Metazoa; Arthropoda; Insecta; Coleoptera; Chrysomelidae.